This is a messenger RNA of Colletotrichum destructivum, 1866 nucleotides long. RefSeq names its product Putative Methyltransferase domain-containing protein. The record is from RefSeq and is a predicted model, not a curated record. The transcript is spliced from 2 exons. Gene Ontology annotation, cellular component: cytoplasm. Gene Ontology annotation, molecular function: protein-lysine N-methyltransferase activity. Bases 976 to 1809 code for a protein of 277 amino acids. NCBI's taxonomy places the organism in Eukaryota, Fungi, Ascomycota, Sordariomycetes, Glomerellales, Glomerellaceae.
UGGUAACCUAGGCGGUGCGCCUGGGCUAUCUAUACAGACGGUUUCCGGCUCCAGACGAAACGUCACCCAUCCCCCUUUGUGUUCAUACGCACUCUCGACAUUGAGUAAAGGACGAAAAGGGCGUCUUGUGAUUGGCGAUGCCUCCUCUGCCCCGAGCACUUCUCACCAAGUCACCAGUUCGUAAGGCGGGAGCUUGUUUCAUCACACAGACCUCCUUGGACCUCCUCCUCCUCCUCCUCCUCCUCCUCCUCCUCCUCCUCCUCCUCCUCCUCCUCCCCCUCCUCCGCCUCCUACUACUAAUACUAAUAAGGCUUACGCGCCCAUUCGUCAAAACAAACUAGCAGAAGGCGGAGGGAGUGGGCUUGUGUGGGUGCAGUAGCCUGUCUUGCGUGGGCUGUUCGUCUACAUGCCAAGGCAACGAAACGACGUCAAUGCUCCUCGACAUCAGACUGUUCUGUCCUGCCCCCCCUCCCUUUUGCUCUCGGCAAUCUUAUUUGAGUCUUCUCAACAACGUGAGAAUGGCCUGACUGACAAUUAUGGCGGAUUAUGGUUUGUCUCGUAGAAAUGCAAAUGCAAAUCAUGUGUCCCCCGCAACUUGUCAGCGGCCCAGCCUCCUUCUCGGUCUUACCUCUGGCGUCAUCUUGUUUUGAGACUUUCGUUGACUCACACAUAGUUCGUUGGCACCGACGUAGCUUGCCUUCAAACUUAGGGGGCGGCCCCUCCAUUUGCAGACAGCCUAGGAGUGUGGGGUCGAAUACUCCCCAGUCGUGCUACUUACCGCCUUCCCCAUUCAUAAAAAUGAGCGGCAAAACACCCCGCCAAACCUAUUCGCGAUGGCAUCAAAAUUUGGGACGUUGAGCAUGUAUGCGGGGUGAAGAACAGAAGCACAACCAGAUCAUAUCACCCUCGUUUCCUUGACCCAAGAACACAGAAAACCCAGAAAGAAGCCCGAAAAGUUGGAAAGAACAAUCCGCAAUGGCUUCAAACCCCGCUCACUUGGAGCCCUCCAAGCUCGGAACUAAAGAAUACUGGUCUACCCUCUACACCACCGAGCUCACAAACAACGCCUCCAACCCCGAUGACCGCGGCACCGUCUGGUUCGACGACUCGGACGCCGAGUCCAAGCUCCUGACCUACCUCGAGGACCUUACCGAGUCCGCCCCUUUCGACCACUCCCUCCGCCAGUCUGACGCAUCCUUUCUCGACCUCGGCUGCGGCAACGGCUCCCUUCUCUUCGCCCUCCGCGACGAAGGGUGGGCCGGGCGCGCCCUCGGCGUCGAUUACGCGCCCCAGAGCGUCGAGCUCGCGAGGCGCAUCGCCGCGCAGAGACAACGGUCAUCCCCCCAAUACCAAGACGACGAAAACGAAGACACGGCAGACGCGGGGGCCGAAGGAGAAGAGAGGGAGGAAGAAGAGGAGGCCAAGGAGCCCGAGUUCCGGGAGUGGGACGUCCUCAACGGGCCCUGGGAAACGGUCCUCAACGGCGCCCAGACCCAGGGCUGGGAUGUCGUGCUCGACAAGGGCACCUUUGACGCCAUCUGCCUCAGCGACGAAAAGGACGCCAGAGGCCGCCGCAUUUGCGAGGGCUACCGCGGCCGCGCGCUCCGCCUCGUCAGGCCGGGCGGCCUGCUCCUCAUUACGAGCUGCAACUGGACUGAGGAGGAGCUGAGAGCGUGGUUCGAAGGUCCCGCCAACGAAGGCGACACCGGCCGCUUCGUCGCCGUCGGCAAAGUGGAUUAUCCUAGCUUCACCUUUGGUGGCGCCAAGGGCCAAACCAUUAGCAGCCUGUGUUUCCAGAGACAGGCCUAGGCCGGAUGCUCAUGAUGGCCACGAGAUAUAUGAAUACAAAGAUCAUGACGAUACCCC